AUGGUGGCGCUGACCACCCUUAUUGCAGCCGUCGCCAUCGGAAAGGCGGCCGCAGGAACACCAGGGGGAGGGAGCUACUUAGGUGAUGUCAACGUCUCGGCGAUAUUGGACUCUUUCAGCGCCAGCUACGACAAAAGAGUAAGACCAAACUACGGAGGAUCCUGCUCACCCUUCAAAAAUGACCUGACGAUCGGUUAUAGUCAAGCAAAUAGAGACCUGAAAGCGUUGAAGACCGAUAAGGAUUAUUUGGUGGCUGAGAUUUUGCAUGCUAUAAAACAAAUGUAA
Messenger RNA from Acanthoscelides obtectus, 285 nucleotides. Lineage: Eukaryota; Metazoa; Arthropoda; Insecta; Coleoptera; Chrysomelidae. The record is from the annotation of a GenBank genome assembly.